Molecule: messenger RNA, 699 nt
Organism: Pochonia chlamydosporia 170
Lineage: Eukaryota; Fungi; Ascomycota; Sordariomycetes; Hypocreales; Clavicipitaceae
Exons: 2
Coding region: 1-699 (232 amino acids)
Source: RefSeq, a predicted model, not a curated record
AUGCACAUCCUGACCCUCCUCACACUCACACUCACCAUCCUCCCCUCCACCCAAGCAGCAAACCGCGUCUUCCGCGAAAUCGGCAGCACCCCCUGCCAGAAAUGCCUCGCAACCAUCGAAUCCGUCUGCAAGGGCCCCGUCGAAAGCACCCAGUUCAACAACUGCUUCUGCUCCGUCAGCGGCAAAGCCUGGACGAACCUAAAAUCAUGCGUCGGUGACAAAACCACGGAAUGCGACCAGAACAAGGACUCCAUCCUGGGUGCUUAUGGCUCGCACUGCUUCGCGUGGAAGAAGGAUGAGGAGGAGGAGGUUUGCGUGGACAAGAGCCAGGAGGACCCGUUGUUGCUGAAGCUGGCAGAUCAGUUUUGUACCGCUUUCGUGACGCCAACAACGAAACCAACUUCAGCAGCUUCGUCAACCACCACGGGAUCCAGUGGUGAUGCAACUACCGCCUCUACGACUGCUUCACCCACUACGACGGCUUCGGACACGGAUUCGACAUCGACAUCGACAACUGAUAGCGGCCCAACCAUAGCAACUACUGACGUGACAACUCCUGCUCCCACUACUGCUGCUUCGUCCACUUCAGCUGCCCCGGCAUCGACGUCAUCUGGCUCGGCAGGUCAGCUGUCGCCCACUGACAUGGGCCAAGUUAGCUUCAUUUCUCUUCUUCUUAGUCUCGCUCUGCAAAUUUUAUAA